AAUGACGAAGGGUGUUGAAAAAGCUACAAAGUUCAUCAUACUUCACUAUUCACCAUUCAAAGCCGUAUGGGAUUGGAUUGUUCUACUAUUAGUCGUUUAUACGGCAGUGUUUACUCCUUAUUUUGCCGCCUUCCUUCUAAAUGAAGACGAGACUCGAAUGAAACUUAAUUCGGAUUCUAUAACUCGUAAAAUCAAUGCCGCCACGAAACAAGCCGAUCCCCUAGUUAUAAUCGAUUUGAUUGUCGAUGUUAUCUUUAUCUCAGAUAUAUUUAUUAACUUCCGAACUACAUUUGUUAGGGAUGGUGAAGUUAUAUCGAAUGCAAGAAAAAUUGCUCUUAACUACGCCAAGGGUUGGUUUAUUAUUGAUGCAGCAGCGGCUAUACCUUUCGAUCUUUUACUGUUUGGCAGUGGAACCUCGGAUACGAUGACCAUAACAGGCAUAUUGAAAACAGUCAGACUAAUCCGAUUGCUGCGUGUCGUUAGGAAGAUUGAUCAGUAUUUAGAAUAUGGAGCCGCGAUGUUAUUUCUUUUAAUGGCUACUUUUACCCUUAUAGCACAUUGGUUAGCUUGUAUCUUUUACGCAAUUGCUUUUUUUGAACAACCAACUUUGAAUGCACCGAUAGGCUGGCUUGAUAGAUUGCCAAACGUUUCAUCUAUUUCCAGUUCGUCAGACAUCCGAACACGAUAUAUAACGGCACUGUAUUUUACUUUUACAAGUCUAACUUCUGUUGGCUUUGGUAAUGUCGCUCCUAAUACAAAUGCAGAAAAGAUAUUCUCGGUGUUUGCCAUGCUCUUGGGCUCGUUAAUGAGUGCCGCUAUCUUUGGUAAUGUUUCUAGUAUUAUGCUACGUCUAUAUCAAGGAACGGAGGAGUAUCGUGAAAUGAGGACAUGCAUUAAGGAAUUUAUCCAUUUUCAUCACAUACCUAAAAAAUUAGCAAAAAGGCUAAUGGACGCUUAUCAACACACUUGGACUUAUACUAAUGGUGUCGAUAUGAAUAGCGUGCUAAAGAACUUCCCUGAUUGUCUACAAGCCGAUAUUUGUUUGCAUCUGAAUCGAAACUUAUUGAAUAAUUGUUCCGCGUUUGCCGACGCCUCGCCAGGAUGUUUACGCGCUCUCUCGCUAAAGUUUAAAUCAAGUCAUGCGCCAGCCGGCGAUACUCUUAUACAUCCAGGUGAUAUUCUAGAGUCUAUCUAUUUCAUUGCAAGGGGCUCCAUAGAGAUUCUUAAAGAUCAGCAGGUAGUCGUUAUCCUUGGAAAAGACGACAUGUUUGGGGAAAACUUGACUGAAGAGAUUACAAUAUCAAAAUCGAACUUUUGCGUUAGAGCGUUAACGUACUGUGAUCUCCAUAAAAUACGUCUGCAAGAUUUAAGAGAAAUUCUAAGGGUUUAUCCAGAAUUCGAAGGGAAUUUCUUGAAAGACUUCCGCGUUACCUUUGAUUUAACUCAGAACACUCCAGAGAUUGAAGAGAAGAGAUUUAAACCUAUAGACGGAAUAGUCGAUAGAAAAUCGGAUACUGACGUUGAUGCUACUCAACAAGUGGAAGACGACGAAGGAAACUGCAAAAAAGAUAAAAGAAAACAGUCGGACGGACAAGAAACAGAAGCCGAAAGGGAUAGUGAGGAUGAAGAGGAAUUAAAAGAAGAUGAAGAAGGAAAUAGAGAGAAUUCUAUACCAAAACCGUUAUUGGCAAUAGAUGAUCGCCUUAAUUCACUUUCAGUUAGGAUGAAGAGUUUGGAGCAGAAUUUAUUCUAUACAGUUGACAACAUUCUAUAUUUAUUGGGAGAAGAACCCAGAAUAUCUUCCGACUAUUCCAUUGAGAGACAACAGUGA
This is a messenger RNA of Dimorphilus gyrociliatus, 1831 nucleotides long. NCBI's taxonomy places the organism in Eukaryota, Metazoa, Annelida, Polychaeta, Dinophilidae. The record is from the annotation of a GenBank genome assembly.